CUAAGCUUAAUCAUAUUUAAUGUAUUGAUAGAAAUUGAACAAUUUAAAAAUGAAUCUUUUCCUCAACAAGCUUUUUCCAGAGCUUUUAGCAACUAGGUUUGGUGUUCUGUGGCUCCUGAUUAUCAGUCUCCUAUUCACUGCACCCUUCAUUACCCUCUGUGUGUGGUAUACUAAUUACUACCAUCAGGUUAUCGACAGUGAACUGGGUUCAGGGGGCACUAAUCUCAAACUGGAUAUAGGAGAAACGAAAACAUACACUUCCGCUCCAGUAGUAGCUGUUCGACCAGUAAAAGGUUCUAGCGGAAUACUUUCAGCUCUUCUCAAACCACCCUCAGGUGUUCAAAUAUUUCGACUCCUGCGUCAGAAGUCUGAUGAUUAUAUAUCAGAUCCAAACUGUCUGAUAUUAUAUAGACUUGCUUAUCUAGCAUACUUAGCUGAUAGAAAUCAAGGUUUAUUGGCUGAUAGAGAUCAAGAUUUAUUAGCUGAUAGAGAUCAAGAUUACUUAGCUGAUAGAGAACAAGAUUUCUUAGUUGAUAAAGAUCAAGAUUACUUAGUUGAUAGAGAUCAAGAUUUAUUAGCUGAUAGAGAUCAAGAUUACUUAGCUGAUAGAGAACAAGAUUUCUUAGUUGAUAGAGAUCAAGAUUACUUAGUUGAUAGAGAUCAAGAUAACUUAGCUGAUAGAGAUCAAGAAUACUUGGAUGAGAGAGAUCAAGAUAACUUAGCUGAUAGAGAUCAAGAAUACUUGGAUGAAAGAGAUCAAGAUAACUUAGCUGAUAGAAAUCAAGAAUACUUGGAUGAAAGAGAUCUAGAUUAUUUUUUUGAUAGAGAUCAAGAAUUAGUUGAACUCCAAGAACUGACGGAAGCUCAAGAACUGUUGGAAGCUCAAGAAUUGAUAGAAGCUCAAGAACUGAUUUUAGCUCAAGAACUGAUUGUAGCUCAAGAAUUGAUGGAAGCUCAAGAACUGUUGGAAACUCAUGAACUGAUGGAAGCUCAAGAUAUGAUUGCAGCUCAAGAACUGCUGGAAGCUAAAGAACUGUUAGAUGCACAAGAAAUGUUGGGUACUCAAGAACUGUUGGAAGCUCAAGAAGCGGUUGAAGCUCAAGAACUGUAUGAAGCUCAAGAUAUGAUGGAAACUCAAGAAUUGAUGGAGACUCAAGAAUGAUUUAAAG
Messenger RNA from Eurytemora carolleeae, 1169 nucleotides. Its product is annotated as RNA-binding protein 25. The transcript has 5 exons. Bases 50 to 1162 code for a protein of 370 amino acids. The record is from RefSeq and is a predicted model, not a curated record. Lineage: Eukaryota; Metazoa; Arthropoda; Copepoda; Calanoida; Temoridae.